This is a messenger RNA of Alternaria hordeiaustralica, 1929 nucleotides long. RefSeq lists its product as uncharacterized. Gene Ontology annotation, cellular component: ribosome; fungal-type vacuole membrane. Gene Ontology annotation, biological process: calcium ion transmembrane transport; translation; intracellular calcium ion homeostasis. The transcript is spliced from 7 exons. Lineage: Eukaryota; Fungi; Ascomycota; Dothideomycetes; Pleosporales; Pleosporaceae. Bases 1 to 1929 code for a protein of 642 amino acids. The record is from RefSeq and is a predicted model, not a curated record. Gene Ontology annotation, molecular function: calcium:proton antiporter activity; structural constituent of ribosome.
AUGGCGCACCGCUCGAGAAGCUCGCGAGACUACCCCGACGGCUCAAGGCACCGCUCGUCGCGCGACCGAGGAUAUACCAGCGAGAAGCCACGCUCCGUCCCUCCCUCCGAUCGCCGUGACAGGCGCGGCUCGUCUCUGCCACAGUACAACCACAAUGGACACAAGGUGACCCCCGGCCUUCACCCCGAGGGCGAGAGUGGCCGCAGGGGUUUCAACCCGAUCAAGUUCCUUGUCAUCAGCGGCAGGAGUAGCAGCACGAUGUCUAUGCUAGUGAACUGCCUAUGGCCCAUUGUACCUGUAGCAAUUGCACUGCACUUUGCGAGGCCCGAAUGGCAUCUAGCGAUCUUCAUUACCAACUACAUUGCCAUGCUUCCUGCAGCCAACUUACUCGGUUUCGCUGGCCAGGAGUUCUCGCGCAAGAUGCCAAACAAGGCCUUUGCUGUCGUUCUCGAGACAACAUUCGGUUCCGUUGUCGAAGUUAUUCUGUUCAUGGUCUUGCUCAAAACCUCCAACGGCGACUCAAACGUGCAGGUUAUCAAGGCUGCUAUAUUGGGGUCUAUCUUGGCCAACCUGCUCCUCUGCCUUGGUACCUGUUUCAUUGCCGGUGGUGUCAAGCAUGACGUCCAAGAGUUCCAUAGUGCUGUCUCUGAGAACGGUAGUGGCUUGAUGCUCGUAGCUGCCACCGCGCUCGUACUUCCCGCUGUCUUCUACGCAUACCUCUUCCAAAACCCCGAUUACGAACAGACUGUUGAUAUCGCCUAUAACACUCGACUGAUAUCCCGCGGUGUCGCCAUCAUCUCCAUCGUUGGCUACCUAGUCUACUUGUAUUACCAGACCGUAUCCCACGAUGGGUUGCUCCAUGAGAUCUACGAGGCAGACGAUCACAAGGACAAGGACCGCCACGAGGAAUUGGCUAAGCCCAAGCUUACCCUGACCGAAGUCAUCGUUGCUCUUCUCGUCUCACUGGCCUGCGUUGCACUCGUCGCUAUCUUCCUCGUCCUCGAAAUCCCGCAUAUAGUAGAGCGAGGAGUUAGUGACUCCUUCGUCGGACUUAUCCUUAUCCCGCUGGUUGAGAAGAUCGCCGAGCACCUCCUCGCCAUUGACGAAGCCUAUGACAAUCAGAUCAACAUGGCCCUUGCCCAUGUUCUCGGUGCCUCUAUCCAGACCGCCCUGUUCAACGCACCCCUUGUGGUACUGGUUGGCUGGGGUAUUGGUGUCGGCAUGGACUACAACUUCGCCAUCUUCGACGCUGUUGCCCUGGUUCUGGCGGUCCUGGCGGUUGGCUCGUUCCUCCGCGACAGAAGCUCGAACUACCUGGAGGGUGUGCUCUGCGUGAUGACGUACGUCAUCAUCGCAGUAUGUGCGUUCUACUUCCCCAACCCUGCACAUCACGGUGCUUCCGGAGGCAGCGCUGAGGGUGGCGCUGAGGCCACCGCCCCUUCCCACGACAACCUCUUCUCCCAGCUCACACAACAAGUCGCCAAAAUGGGUCGCGUCCGAACUAAGACCGUCAAGAAGUCCGCCAAGGUCAUCAUUGAGCGUUACUACCCCAAGUUGUCGCUCGACUUCGAGACCAACAAGAGGAUCUGUGAUGAGAUUGCCAUCAUUGCCUCCAAGAGGCUCCGAAACAAGAUUGCCGGAUACACCACUCACUUGAUGAAGCGUAUCCAGCGUGGUCCCGUCCGUGGUAUUUCCUUCAAGCUCCAAGAAGAGGAGCGUGAGCGAAAGGACCAGUACGUCCCCGAGAUCUCCGCUCUCGACUUCACCCAGAACAGCGAGUCUGGCUCGCUCGACGUCGACCAGGAGACCAAGGACCUGCUCAAGAGCAUGGGCUUCGACAGCAUCCCCACCAACGUCAUCGCCGUCUCCCAACAACAGAUUGUCGAGCGCGGUCCCCGCCGCUUCAACGACCGCCCCGCCCGCUCGUAA